This is a messenger RNA of Iphiclides podalirius (scarce swallowtail), 2952 nucleotides long. Lineage: Eukaryota; Metazoa; Arthropoda; Insecta; Lepidoptera; Papilionidae. The record is from the annotation of a GenBank genome assembly.
AUGGUGAAAAAGAAAAUAGAUAACCGUAUACGUGUGAUGAUAGAAAAUGGCGUUAAAUUGGGCCACCGUACAAUGUUCCUGCUUGUUGGUGAUAAAAGUCGGGAUCAGGUACCCAUUUUAUAUGACAUGCUUGUAAAAUCAACUGUAAAAUCACGACCAACAGUAUUGUGGUGCUACAAAAAUAAAGAUGAAGCUAUAAGCAAUCAUGGAAGGAAAAGAGCAAAGAAAAUAGCAGCAGGAAAGCUGGACGUAUCCGAAGAGUCAUUGUUUGAUGCAUUCAGAGUAGCUACAACUAUUCAUGGAAGGUACUAUUCAGAAAGUCAUGCCAUGCUUGGACAGACAUAUGGCGUAUGUGUAUUGCAGGAUUUUGAAGCAUUGACACCAAAUUUAAUGGCUCGUACCAUUGAGACUGUGGAAGGAGGGGGGCUAAUUAUUUUCCUUCUCAAGACUAUGGAUUCGCUUAGGCAAUUGCAUUCCAUCACUAUGGAUGUCCACUCCAGAUUUAAAACAGAGGCAUAUGAUACAGUGGUAAAUAGAUUCAAUGAGCGUUUCUUGUUGUCUCUUGCGGAUAACCCCCGUUGCCUGGUGCUAGAUGACUCGCUCACUGUAUUGCCUAUUUCAUCGAAGACAGCUCAAAUUGAACCUGUUGAUGUUGUUCCCGAGAAAAUAAAUCCAAAACUGACUGACCUGAUUUCUUCUCUCUCCGACACUCCGCCGGCCGGUCCACUAGUCGCAUUAUGUCGCACGUACGAUCAGGCCACGGCGCUCGUUGCGCUCAUAAACACGCUUGCAGACAAACAAUCAAGGCCACCACACUGCCUUACGGCCGCCAGAGGGCGCGGCAAAUCCGCUUGCCUCGGGCUGGCGGUGGCGGCGGCGGUGGCCCUGGGCUACGUCAACAUUUACGUGACGUCACCACACCCCGAGAACCUGGUCACACUGUUCGAGUUCGUGCUGAAGGGGCUCGACGCCUGCCUGUACCAGGAGCACAUAGACUACAACAUCGUCAGGUCGACCAACCCGGACUUCAAGAAGGCGAUAGUCAGGGUGAACGUCGCCAGGAACUCGAGGCAGACGGUCCAAUACAUAACGCCGGACGACCACUCGCUGCUCGCGGCCGCCGACCUCGUACUAGUCGACGAGGCGGCCGCGAUCCCGAUCGCCCACGUGUCGGCCGCCGCCCGCAAGGCGCCGCUCGCGCUGCUCUCCUCGACGGUCUCUGGGUACGAGGGCACCGGGCGGUCGCUCUCGCUCAAGCUGUUCGCGCAGCUGCAGACGGAGCACGACGCCCCGCCGCCGAUAGAACUCGAGGAGCCGAUCAGGUACCGAACCGGCGACCCAGUGGAGCGCUGGCUGAAUGCGCUGCUAUGCUUAGAGGCGCCGAGCCCAUCGAUGGGCGUGGGCGCCCCGCCCCCCGCCUCCUGCGAGCUGCUGCGCGUCAACAGGGACGCGCUGUUCUGCUACCACAAGGCGGCGGAGGCGUUCCUGCACCGCCUCGUGGCGAUAUACGUGGCCAGCCACUAUAAGAACAGCCCGAACGACAUACAGCUGUUGGCGGACGCGCCGGCGCACUGUCUGUUCGUCCUUCUCGCUCCCACACCGGCGAUGACCACGUCGAUGCCCGAGGUGCUCUGCGUGGUGCAGAUGUGCCUCGAGGGGAACAUCGCCGACAAAACGGUGCGCGACAGCCUCGGCCGCGGGCGGAAGGCGGCCGGAGACCUCAUCCCGUGGAACAUCUGCGAGCAGUUCGGCGACAAGGACUUCCCCAAACUAUCCGGCGCCAGGAUCGUCAGGAUCGCGACCCACCCCUUCUACCAGCGGAUGGGGUACGGAAAGCGGGCUCUACAGCAACUGGCCGCCUACUAUUCGGGGGAAAUCCCUUGUCUAGACGAAGAGGCCUCAGAGGAUGAAGAAUUCGCCAAAGGGCGUUCUGACACUCUUCAAACCGAGACCAUAGUACCCAGGACCAAACCGCCGACCCUUUUGAAAAGGCUGACAGAAGUCCGCGCAGAGCAAUUGGACUACUUGGGCACAAGUUUCGGCCUUACGGAGUCGUUGCUCAAAUUUUGGAAAUCUCAGAAAUAUGUGCCAGUUUACUUGAGCCAAAAGGCGAACGAACUGACUGGCGAGCAUUCCUGCAUAAUGCUCCGUUCGCUCUCGGACAGCGCUUGGCUGUCUGCAUACAGCUGCGACUUCAGGAAGCGGCUGUCGAGACUUUUGGCGAGGUCCUUUAGAAGUCUGCCUUCCUCGCUGGCGCUCAGCGCUCUGCUCAAUGACAACGUAAAGAUAGAGAAGCCCGCUCUGACGAAGGAUCUGAUGUCCCAGCAGAUGACCAGCCAUGACUUGGGCCGGCUGGAGGCCUAUUGCAGGCAGCAGGCGGACUACCGUCUCAUCACCGACCUGCUCUGCCCAUUGGCAAAUCUAGUGUUCCACACCAAAGCGCCGAUCAAGUUGGAUGCCGUGCAACAGGUGAUCUUCGUCGCGAUGGGCUUCCAAAUGAAGGACGUAGACGACAUAGCGUCGGAGCUGGGCCUGCCCGGCUCCCAGAUCCUCGCGAAGUUCUACGAGGCGUGCAAGAAGAUAAACGCGGCCGUGAACUCCGUUCUAGAAGACACCGUGGCCAAGGAGAUCGGGAUAGAAGACAAAACCUCCGACGUGCGAACAGACGGACCCUUGAAGCAGAGCUUGAACGAGGAGCUAUCCAAAGCGGCGAAGGAGUUGGAGCGUAAACAGCGCAAAGAGCUGUCCCGCCUGAUGGGCGAAGACCUGACCCAGUACCGCAUCAAGGGCAGCGAUCUCGACUGGAACCAAGCACUCGCCACGUCCAAACAGAAGACUCUCGUAUCCGUUAAAAGCGGCGAGAAACGUUUGGGCGACGACAGCAAAGAAAUCGACGAUCUAAUAGAAUCGCAUUCUAAUAAAAAGAAGAAAAAGAAGAAACACGUCAGAAAU